UAAUAGGCGUGUCUGAAACUCAGUCACGCCACGCGGAUAAACAAACAGACUUAGUAUUCUGUUUCCUUGUCCAUGUUUUUGUCAUCUCCGCCGCCUUAAAGUGUUGUACUGCAAUCAGCUUAUGUCAAAAUUAUAAAGUAGAAACAAAGACGAAACUCGCUCUACUCUAUUGAUUUCGUGUUUUAUCCCUAUAAAAUUCAUCAUAUUUUUCUGAUUGGCAAAUUCAAAAGAAGUUUCAUGUCAAUGAUAUGUGGCAUCCAAGGCCAACUUCUGGAAGUCACGGUGGUUUCUUGCAAUAGAUUAAAAGACACUGAAUGGAUUUCAAGGCAAGAUCCCUAUGUUUGUCUUGAAUAUGGUAGCACCAAAUUUCGAACUCGUACUUGUACAGAUGGUGGGAAAACCCCCACAUUUCAAGAGAAAUUCGUGUUUACACUCAUUGAAGGAUUGCGAGAGUUUAAUGUUGUGGUCUGGAAUAGCAAUACCCUUACUUAUGAUGAUCUUAUCGGAAGCGGAAAGAUUCAACUACAGAAAGUUCUCUCAAUGGGAUAUGAUGAUACUGCUUGGCCAAUCCAGACCAAGACUGGCAGGCAUGCAGGAGAAGUUCGGCUCAUAAUGUUCUAUGCUAAUGCCAAUAAGCCAGCAACAAGUUAUGCUCCUCCAUCAUACACAGCACCACAGCCGCAUACACAUAUGUACUCUGUUCCUCCACCAAUAGAAGCUUAUCAAACACCAUCUCCGUAUCCUGCAUACCCGCCUCAUUCAGCAGCAUAUCCACCAACACCUUAUCCUCCUCCUCAACCAACUGCUUACCCUCCAGCUUAUCCACCGCCUUCAGCAUAUCCUCCCAUGUCUUAUCCACCAGUUUCAGCAUAUCCUCCCAUGUCUUAUCCACCAGUUUCAGCAUAUCCUCCCGUGUCUUAUCCACCACCAACACAUGACUACUCUUAUCCUCCAGGUCCAUACCUGGGAACAUAUCCUCCGCAACCUUACUGAGUCCACCUUCCUACAUGCUUGUGUGAAGAAUGUGAAUAUACGUUGUUUAUGGAGAAAAAUAAAGAAUUGUGCAUAUAGAUUUUCACUGAACUGGAUUCCCUUUGGCAUUUCUAUUUUUGUGAAUCAUCGAAAAAUUCAAGGCUUGUUUUCUGUACAAUCUCAAGAAAGAAACGGAACUAGUUUAUUAGUUUUGUUGCCUGUUUUUUUCCUUCCGUGGGAUAUAAGGAAAUCCUUGAGUCAGACUCAACUGCAUUUGAUAGUCAGAAAGAGGCCUUGCAGCUGAGUACUGAUCGCAGAAGAGUUAUUGGUACUUCGCGACAUAAUUCAGAUGAUAAUAUUCUUCAGUCAGUUGCAUUUCUGUGGAGUAACAGUCGGAACUAGCUUUAUAAAUUGAAUGAAGAAGCAUAUCUAUACUAUAGAUUUGCCUCAUUUAUUAGUCCA
Molecule: messenger RNA, 1434 nt
Organism: Solanum dulcamara
Lineage: Eukaryota; Viridiplantae; Streptophyta; Magnoliopsida; Solanales; Solanaceae
Product: 16 kDa phloem protein 2
Exons: 7
Coding region: 238-993 (251 amino acids)
Source: RefSeq, a predicted model, not a curated record